GCGUAGGUAUUAAACUGAACCUUUGGGAGACGGUAAUCACACUUGAAGCAAUUAUUGGUGGAGUUAAGGUUAGAGUGAGGCAUCCAAAAGAAAGAUAAUUUGAAGCCACACCCUUUAACAAAUAUCAGUUCAGUUAUGUGAAAUCAGUGCUAGUCUUGCCUCCAAUGAAAAGGACUGAAGAAGUUCAGAACAAAGGGUAACUUGGGUUUACCUGGGAGUGUGCAGUGAACGAUUAGGCCUCUGGGUGUCGCUGUUGACCAUACAAGAAGAAAAGGCGCCGCUGAAGCGCAGCCCACCAUUUCCCUGCUGCAAAGAAACGCCAAGAAUAGUCUGAGAAGAGAGAAGCUGCUACCAAGCUCACCACAUCGUCAGCCAGCUCUGUGGUGUGUGAAUUAAGUCCAUGAAAGAUUUAACUCCUUGAGGGUGUAAGACUGGGACCCAUCGUGAGAAUUUAGAGGGAAAAAAAAAAAACAAGAAAGGAAAUGAUCCGCCUGGGACCAGGAACUGCCGGGGCCCUGGCUUUGCUGUGCGCGCUCCUGGGGACGCUGUGUGCGGCUGGCUACAGGCAGAUCCGCUACUCGGUGCCAGAGGAGCUGGACAAAGGCUCCUUCGUGGGCAACAUCUCCAAGGACCUGGGGCUGGAGCCCCGCGAGCUGGCGGAGCGCGGGGUCCGCAUCGUCUCCAGAGGUAGGUCGCAGCUUUUCUCUCUGAACCCGCGAAGUGGCAGCUUGGUCACCGCGGGGAGGAUAGACCGGGAGGAGCUGUGCGCCCAGAGCGCGCCCUGCCUCGUGAGCUUUAACAUCCUUGUGGAGGAUAAGCUUAAAAUAUUUGAGGUAGAAGUCGAAAUCAGCGAUAUUAAUGAUAAUGCACCUAGUUUUCCAACAGAGGAAUUGGAAAUAAAAAUUGGUGAAUUAACAGAUCCUGGGACUCAAUUUCCACUUAAAACUGCAUUUGACCCAGAUGUGGGCAUGAACUCUCUGCAGAACUAUAAGCUCAGCCCCAAUGACUACUUCUCCUUGGCUGUAAACAGUGUCACCGAUGACGCCAAGUACCCAGAGCUAGUGCUGGAGCGAGCCUUGGAUCGUGAGAAAAAGGCAGUUCAUCAGCUUGAUCUCAUUGCCUCUGAUGGUGGAGACCCUGUCCACACUGGCAAGUUGUGCAUCAAGGUGAUAGUCUUGGAUGCAAACGACAACCCGCCCGUGUUUACUAAGCCAGAGUACCAUGUCAGUGUUCUGGAAAAUGUGCCAGUGGGCACCCGACUGAUCACAGUGAAUGCCACUGAUCCUGAUGAGGGAUUCAACGCUCAAGUGUCCUAUAUUCUAGAUAAAAUGCCUGGAAAAAUUGCUCAGGUUUUCCAUCUCAAUUCAGUGACCGGAGAUAUAUCAAUAUUAAAAAGUCUCGAUUAUGAGGAUGCUGUGUUCUAUGAAAUCAAAAUUGAAGCACAAGAUGGACCAGGUCUUUUUUCAAGAGCCAAGAUUCUUGUCACGGUUCUGGAUGUGAAUGACAAUGCCCCAGAAGUUUCAGUCACUUCCCUCACGGGCUCAGUCCCAGAAGAAGCCCCUGCUGGAAGAGAAAUCGCUCUUAUCAAUGUGCAUGACCGAGAUUCUGGCCAGAAUGGGCACGUCACGGUUUUUGUCCGAGGAAAUCUGCCUUUUACUCUAGAAAAAUCAAUAGACCAAUACUACCGCUUAGUGACAGCCAAAUCUCUGGAUCGUGAACAGGUGUCUCAAUACAAUAUCAGUCUAAGAGCCACCGAUGGGGGAAACCCACCGCUGUCCACGGAAACUCAUAUCACUCUGCAUGUGUCAGACAUCAACGACAACCCUCCUACCUUCACACACGCCUCCUAUUCAGCCUAUAUUCCAGAAAACAAUCCUAGGGGAGCCUCCAUCUUCUCCGUUACAGCACUAGACCCAGACACGGACAAGAACGCACAAAUCACGUACUCGUUGGCUGAGGACACACUUCAGGGGGUGCCACUGUCAUCCUACAUCUCCAUCAACUCCAAUACCGGUGUCCUGUAUGCCCUUUGCUCCUUUGAUUAUGAGCAAUUUAGAGACCUGCAGUUGCAGGUGACUGCUAGCGACAGCGGGAACCCUCCACUCAGCAGUAACACGACACUGAGUCUGUUUGUGCUGGACCAGAAUGACAACAUGCCUGAAAUCCUUUACCCUGCCCUCCCAGUAGAUGGCUCCACUGGUGUUGAGUUGGCGCCCCGCUCUGCAGAUCCUGGAUACCUCGUGACCAAAGUGGUGGCGGUGGACAAAGACUCGGGACAGAACGCCUGGCUGUCCUACCGUCUGCUCAAGGCCAGCGAACCAGGACUCUUCUCGGUGGGGCUGCACACGGGCGAGGUGCGCACCGCGCGGGCCCUGCUGGACAGAGAUGCGCUCAAGCAGAGCCUGGUGGUGUCUGUGCAGGACCACGGCCAGCCUCCUCUCUCCGCCACUGUCACGCUCACCGUAGCAGUGGCUGACAGCAUUCCUGACAUCCUGGGGGACCUGGAAAGCAUCCAUGCCCCUGCUAAUCCCAAAGAUUCAGACCUCACGCUCUACCUGGUGGUGGCGGUGGCGGUGGUCUCCUGCAUCUUCCUGGCCUCUGUCAUCGUGCUGCUGGCGCUCAGGCUGCGGCGCUGGCACUCACUGCGCCUGCUCCGGGCUUCAGGAAAUGGAUUGGCUGGCAUGCCAGCCUCUCACUUUGUGGGUCUGGAUGGGGUGCAAGCUUUCCUGCAGACCUAUUCCCAGGAAGUUUCCCUCACCGCAGGCUCUAGGAAGAGUCACCUGAUCUUUCCACAACCCAACUAUGCAGACACGCUCAUCAGCCAGGAGAGCUGUGGAAAAAGCGAGCCUCUUAUAACAUCUCAAGAUUUACUUGAAACCAAAGAAGGCCCCAACCUGCUUGAGGUGAGUUUAUUUCUUUGAGUGUUAUGAACAUUCAUGUCGGUGUGGUAUAAAACCUUAAGACACAUUUAUUUGAGAAGUACAGCAACAAUGAAAUUGUACACUCUGUUUUCUCUACCUGUGUCCCACUUGCCUGUGAGGAGAGUGUACU
Messenger RNA from Peromyscus eremicus (cactus mouse), 3051 nucleotides. Its product is annotated as protocadherin gamma-A3-like. The transcript has a single exon. The record is from RefSeq and is a predicted model, not a curated record. The coding region runs from base 483 to 2921 and encodes 812 amino acids. Gene Ontology annotation, cellular component: plasma membrane. Gene Ontology annotation, molecular function: calcium ion binding. Gene Ontology annotation, biological process: homophilic cell-cell adhesion. NCBI's taxonomy places the organism in Eukaryota, Metazoa, Chordata, Mammalia, Rodentia, Cricetidae.